AUGUGGGAGAAGCUCACAACAGACGACGGCCAGGUGUACUAUUACAACCCAGACACAGAGGAGACAGCAUGGACCAUACCUGAAGGCGACCAAACGAAACAGCCGGCGUGGGAAGAGUACACCACCGAUGACGGAAGAAAAUACUACUAUAAUGAACUGACCGGAGAGACGACGUGGGAGAAGCCGGCAGAACUUGAAAGCAAAGAGGCCUACUCUGGAACGGGCAAAGAGGAGAGCGCGUUGGAAAAGGAACUCAGAAACCAGCCAGUGCGACUACCACCAGCAGCAGGAUCAGCUCCACUGCAAGGUGACAUUGAAGAUGGGAAAGUGGCAUUUGUAAAAAUGUUGAAAGAAAACAAUGUGGAUUCAACAUGGUCAUUCCAAAAAGUUAUGCGCGAACUCAUAGACAAGCCAGAGUACUGGACAGUGUCCAACCCCGUGGAAAAAAAGAAAAUGUACGAUGAUUAUUUGAUGAAUAAGUUCGAAACGGAGAUGGAAACUGGAGCCAACGACAAGGCGCACCUCGUGGAGAAUUUCAAAAAAAACUUUGCGUUGGAGUUGGAGAGGUUGCGCAAUGAAUCCAAGAUUAACCAUACCACGAGAUGGAUCUCGCUCCGGAACUUGCUUCUGGCGGAGGAAAACCCAGUGUACAAACACUCGGUGAUGGAGGAUAACGAAAUGGCUGAGCAAUUCUUUGAGUUCAGAAAGAAGCUAGCAGAGGCACACGAAAAGGAGGUGCAAGCGCAAAAGGAGCUUGCAAUUCUGGAGUUGUCGAGGUACUUGAAGCAAAUAAACACAAAGCUAGUUACCGAUUCAUCCACAUUUGAGCAACUUUUGCAAAACUUGAAAAAGGACCCGCGGUUUCAACAAAACAAGCAUUUUGAGGUGUUGAAGGAUCUUGAUAUACUAGCUCUUUAUGAGUCACAGAUAUACCCCGAUAUCAAGAAGGAGUUGAAAUCGCAGUUGAGAGUGAAGGAAGCGGAGAACUUUCGACUAGAUAGGAAAGCACGCCAGGAUUUCCGAGCCUUGUUGAACCGGUUGGAACUCACAGCAAGCACGUUGUUUGCCGAUAUUUUCGAAACAAUCGAAGACGAAGAUGCCUUUAUUGAACUAUGCGGCCGCAACGGCUCGACACCGUUGGAAUUGUUCUGGGAUGUAGUCGACCAGAAGAAACAAAAGAUUAAGCUCCAGAAAGAUUUGAUCGAGAGCGUUAUUCUCGAGUUGAAGAACAAGAACGAGUACGAUGCGCUGAUGUGGCUGUCGCAGCAGAGCUUCAACGAGAAGCUCCGACUGGCCAAGAACGAACGGUUGUCGAACUUUAAUUUGGAAGACGACGACCCCGACAUGGAGCAGAUAUACAAGACAUUGAAAAACGAAAUGGAGACGAACCAGAGCCGGGUUAGGAAGAGGAGACACGCUGAAGCUGUCGCUGACACCCAGUCCAAGCGACUCAAGAAGGAAGCACCCAAAGUGCUGUUGAAUUAUUGA
Messenger RNA from Lodderomyces beijingensis, 1488 nucleotides. The record is from the annotation of a GenBank genome assembly. Lineage: Eukaryota; Fungi; Ascomycota; Pichiomycetes; Serinales; Debaryomycetaceae.